AUGGCAGACAAGGUCAAAGGCCCUGAGGAACAUGGGCUUAUCUUUGAACGAGAAGUUGUUUUCUCUGGUCACAUCUCAGUAACAUUGCGUGUGCAGGAGCGUCUCUUUACUCCUCUGUCCUCCUUCUUCAUCUUGUCUGAUAGACUGAACCUGGUGUUGUGUGGGAGUGUUGGAUCAGUGAAGAUCUCCAUAUCAGAACUCAUACUGGGCCAGAGAGAGUCCAGUCCAGAGUCCAGCUCAGUGUGUGUGAGGAGGGAGGGAGAAGUGUGUGGACGCCUGCUCACCCUGGUGGAAAUGCCAGCUCUGUACAACACUCAGCUCUCAGAGGAGGAAGUGAUGCGUGAGACUCUCCGCUGUGUCUCUCUCUGUGAUCCUGGAGUCCAUGCUUUCCUCCUGGUCAUUCCUGAGGGCUUCCUCACUGAUGAAGACAAAGGAGAAAUAGAGAAGAUUCAGACAAUAUUCAGCUCAAGAGUCAAUGAUUACACCAUGGUCCUGAUCAAUCAGAAACCUGGACAGGAAGUGACAGAAUUAGAUGAAACAUCUCAGACCAUCAUCAGAUCCUGCAGAGGAGGACAUCAGUUCUUAGGUUCCAGUUCACAGGUGUCAGAGUUACUGAAGAGUGUUGACAAACUGGUGGAACAGAAUAGAGGAAGUCAUUACACAACAGUCAUGUACCUGGAUUCUCUGGUGGAAACACAACUAAAGAAAUACCAGACUGAAAUUACACAGAUAAAGAAAUAUCAAAGUGAAGCUGAACAGAUGAGGAUACAAAUCAGAAAUCUGGAGGAAAAUAUACGAGGUGUAAGAGAGAGAUCAGACACUUUGAGAAUAGUACUGCUGGGGAGGACUGGUGUUGGGAAGAGUGCCACAGGAAACACCAUCCUGGGGAAAGAAGAUGUUUUUAAAGAAGAUGAGUGUUUUGAGUCAGUGACUAAAACAUGUCAGAGAGAGACAGCAGAAGUCAGUGGAAGACAGAUAACAGUGAUUGACACACCAGGACUGUUUGAUACAGAAGUUGACAAUGAGCAGAUUAAAAAAGAGAUCAGUAAAUGCAUUUCCAUGGUGACACCAGGACCACAUGUGUUUCUGUUGGUGAUAGAGGUGAGACGACUCACACCAGAAGAGAAAGAAGCCGUGAAAAUUAUCCAAAAGAUGUUUGGAGAUGAAUCACAAAUGUACACCAUGGUCCUGUUCACUAAAGCAGAUAAACUAAGGAAGAAAACCAUAGAACAGUACAUAGGAGACCCUGGAGGUGAUUUGAGAAAUCUGAUUGACCAGUGUGGUAACAGAUACCAUGUGUUUAACAACACAGACCCCAGUAACCAAACUCAGGUUGUGGAACUCCUGGAUAAGAUAGACACCAUGGUGUCAGAGAAUGGAGGGACCUUCUACACUAAUGAGAUGUUCAGACAGGUAGAGGAAGCUCUCCAAGAGGAAAAGGAGAGAAUGCUGAGAGAGAGAGUGGAGGAGAUAGAGAGAGAGAAAGAAGAACUGAAGGCCAAAUAUGAGGCAGAGAUAGAGAGAAUGAAAGGGGAAAUAGAGGAGGAUAAAAAGAGACAGAAUGAAGAGAGGAAUAGAAGGGAAGAGGAAUUCAGAGAGAGUGAACAGAGACUGAAAAGUGAGAUGGAAGAAAGAGAGGAAGAUUAUGAGAGAAGAAAAGAGGAGGAUAAGAAAAGGAUGAAAGAGUGGGAGAAACAAAUAGAGACACAGAUGAAGGAGACAGAGAAAUUAGUGGGAAAGACUAUAGAGCAAGUCAUUGAGGAGAACAAGGCUCUGAACAGUCUGGUCCAGCAGUGUGGACAGAGAUACCAUGUCUUUAAUAAUAAAGACAAGACAAACAAAAAACAGGUCACUGAACUGCUGGAGAAGAUUGACAGAAUGGUGGAGGAGAAUGGAGAAUGUUACUACAGUUGUGAGAUGUUGGAGGAUAAAAAAAGGAGGGAAAGUAAUUGUACAGUGUCUUAA
This is a messenger RNA of Chanos chanos (milkfish), 1965 nucleotides long. RefSeq names its product GTPase IMAP family member 8-like. NCBI's taxonomy places the organism in Eukaryota, Metazoa, Chordata, Actinopteri, Gonorynchiformes, Chanidae. The record is from RefSeq and is a predicted model, not a curated record. Gene Ontology annotation, molecular function: GTP binding. Bases 1 to 1965 code for a protein of 654 amino acids. The transcript is spliced from 6 exons.